AUGUUUGGACGUCACCUCCUACACAAACGGCGUUCGGGAAACACAUAUCCUGAAGGUCGCGCCCUGCCGCAUAUCGUGUGGGACUUGUAUCGCAACGGUUGCAGUGUGCGGUUUCUGAACCCGCAAGCGUUCAUCCCGGACAUUCACAGGAUCAAUUCGGAACUGCAGGAGAAGCUGGGGUUUGUUGGGUGCAACCUGUAUCUGACACCGGCCGGGUCACAGGGGUUUGCGCCCCAUUACGAUGACAUCGAGGCGUUUGUGCUGCAGAUUGAGGGAUCCAAACACUGGAAGGUCUAUGCUCCUCUAUCUGAAGCGGAGACAUUGCCAAGGUAUUCGAGUAAAAAUCUAUCGGAAUCGGAUCUUGGGCCACCGAUAAUCGAUUGUGUUCUGAAUCCGGGAGACUUGCUGUUCUUUCCUCGAGGCUUCGUUCACCAGGCCAAAACCACGGAUGAGCAUUCACUACACAUUACAUUGUCCGCCUACCAGUGUACGGCCUACAUUGAUAUGUUUGAGAAGGUUAUUCCAAAUGUUCUGAAAGAAGCAGCUUCCAAAUCGGUGAAACUGAGAGAAGGGCUUCCUUUAAAUUAUGCGCAGACGUUUGGAAUCACAAGGAAUUCAAAAUACUCGGAUGCGCGGUCAAUAUACAAACAGAAAUUGAAAGAAAUGUUGCAUGAUUUGGUGGAGAAUAUGGACUAUGAUGCGGCAGUCGAUGAGUUUGCAGCUGUCAAACUGCACGACGAUUUGCCGUUGUACCUGACUGAUGGUGUAAAAAAAUGUACAGUAUUUGGAAAUAGGAACACGAUAGAUCCUGAUGGUAAAGUUAGUAAAGUUGUUCAGUUACAGCUUGAUUCAAAAGUUUCCUUACUUCAACUGAAUAUUUGUAGGUUAGUGAAAGAGGAUGAGCGUUAUCUGCUGUACCAUUCCAUGAGCAACUCCCUGGAAUACCAUGAAAGAGACAGGGAAUUCUUGGAGGUUCCCGAGGAUAAUAUUGAGGCUGUGAGACGUCUUUUCCACUCCUACCCGAAUUAUGUGAAAGUUGCCGAUCUGCCCAUAGAUGAUGAUGAAGCCAAG
Messenger RNA from Nilaparvata lugens (brown planthopper), 1071 nucleotides. RefSeq names its product bifunctional lysine-specific demethylase and histidyl-hydroxylase NO66-like. The record is from RefSeq and is a predicted model, not a curated record. The transcript has 7 exons. NCBI's taxonomy places the organism in Eukaryota, Metazoa, Arthropoda, Insecta, Hemiptera, Delphacidae. Gene Ontology annotation, cellular component: nucleolus. The annotation marks the transcript as partial. Gene Ontology annotation, molecular function: histone H3K36 demethylase activity; histone H3K4 demethylase activity.